GCAGAGAAGUUUGAGGUUCUUGGUCCAGCUGAUCCUGUAGUUGCUGUAGCUGGUGAAGAUGUAGUUCUGCCCUGUUACCUCAAACCCAACAUCAGUGCUGUUGACCUGCGUAUCGAGUGGCUCAGAGUUCAUAGCGAAGACCCACUUGUACAUCUUUACCGGGAUCAUGAGGACAGAAAUGAGAAUCAAGUUCUGUCCUACAAGGGAAGGACAUCACUUUUCCCUGAAGAACUGAAGAACGGAAACAUUUCAUUGAAAGUGAAAAAUGUGCGAGGAUCUGACAAUGGAGAGUAUAAAUGUUUUAUCCAGGCUGGGGAUUUGUAUGAUGAUUCUUCCAUUAAUGUUCAAAUUAAAGCUGUAGGAACCCAUCCAAUGAUCUCCAAUGAGGGAUAUAAAGAAGGAGGGAUCAGUCUGGUGUGUGAAUCUAAAGGCUGGUACCCUCAGCCUCAAGUGGUCUGGAUGGACAGUGAAGGACACAGUCUCCCUGCUGGACACACAGAGACACACAGAGACAGUAUGGACCUCUUCAUUGUAAGACGACGUGUUAUUGUUAACAAGACAGAGACAAACAGGUUCACCUGUCGAGUUCUACAGCAACAGUUAAAUGAAACAAAAGAGACAAUAACUAACAUCCCUGGUGAGAUGUUCCAUCGUGCCCAUCCCUGGAAGGUGACCUUUGCUGUGGUCUUCAGUCUGUCUGCUGUUUGUAUUAUUGGAUGCACAGUUUUGCUUUACUGUUUUGUAAAACUCCGUAGAAUGACAGGUCAGCUCAAAGAACAGCAUGGACUGAUCACCAGACAACUGACUCUAGUAAACAGGUUUGCGAGUGCUGAACUUCUGAAGGCACAAAGAUACGCAGUUGAUGUGACUCUGGACUCUGAUACAGCACAUCCUCAACUCGUCCUGUCUGAGAACAGGAAACAAGUGAGGAAUGGAGACACAAAGCAGGAUCUCCCUGACAACCCAGAGAGGUUUAAUUGGUGUCCCUGUGUCCUGGGGAAUGAGGGAGUUUCUUCAGGGAGACGUUACUGGGAGGUGCAGGUUGGGGACAAGACUGACUGGGUUUUAGGAGUGGCCAGAGAGUCCAUCAACAGGAAGGGAAAAAUUAAACUGAGUCCUAAUAAUGGUUACUGGACUAUCUGGCUGAGGGAUAGAAAGGAGUAUAAGGCUCUUGCUGAUUCCUAUGUGUCCAUCAACCUGAGUGUGAAGCCCCAGAAGGUGGGUGUGUAUGUGCACUAUGAGGAGGGUCAGGUCUCCUUUUACAGUGUGGAGGACAAGUCUCAUAUCUACACUUUCACUGGAUAUAAAUUCACUGAGAAACUCUUUCCAUUCCUCUGCUCAGGCUUCUCGUACUGCAGUGAGAACUCAGCCCCACUGAUAAUAUCUCUUGUCAGUGACACAGACUGAUGACAUUGAUUUUAGCUUUUAAUGUUCAAAUCAUGAUGUCA
This is a messenger RNA of Scleropages formosus (Asian bonytongue), 1448 nucleotides long. RefSeq names its product butyrophilin subfamily 1 member A1-like. The record is from RefSeq and is a predicted model, not a curated record. The transcript is spliced from 8 exons. NCBI's taxonomy places the organism in Eukaryota, Metazoa, Chordata, Actinopteri, Osteoglossiformes, Osteoglossidae. Gene Ontology annotation, molecular function: signaling receptor binding. The annotation marks the transcript as partial. Gene Ontology annotation, cellular component: external side of plasma membrane. Gene Ontology annotation, biological process: regulation of cytokine production; T cell receptor signaling pathway.